AUGGUUGUGACUCGAGUCCGCCCUAGUUGGUGGAUGGGGUCCUGCAUGGCAGUCUGGGCAAUCAUCAGCGGGCUCACAGCCGUAAGCAAGGAUUACACGGGUUUGCUCCUCACCCGUUUUUUCCUGGGAAUUACUGAAGCCCCGUACUAUCCUGGCGCUUUGUACGUCCUCGCAACCUUUUACACGCGCAAAGAGCUGGCUACGCGGAUAUCCAUCCUGUAUACGGGCAAUAUUCUGGCCACGGCCUUUGCGGGGUUGAUCGCGCUGGGUAUCUUCCAAAUGGAUGGAAUGGCCGGACUCGCCGGUUGGCGGUGGCUGUUCAUACUCCAAGGAGUUGUCACUUUCAUCAUCGCCGUUAUUGCCUUCUUCAUUCUGCCCGACGAGCCUCUGACAACACGAUGGCUUACCCCAGAGGAGAGAAUACUAGCCAAUGAGCGCAUUCUCCGCGACACUGUGGGCAACACCGGUCAAACAACGACUUGGACUGGUCUCCUGGAGGCAGCCAAAGACCCUAAGGUUUGGCUUUUUACAGCGAUGCAGCAUUUCCAUCUCGGAGCCAAUGGUUUCAAAAACUUCUUCCCGACCGCCGUCAAGACUCUAGGUUUCAAUGAGACUCUAACGCUUGUCUUGACCUGCCUACCUUAUCUCAUUGCGGGCAUCAUUUCAAUUGCAUGGUCUUGGUCUUCCGGAAGAUUUAACGAGCGAACUUGGCAUAUUACCAUCGCCAAAGCGAUUGCCGUCUUUGGUUUUGUCCUGGGCUGCGCAACGUUGAAUACAGCCGCUAGAUAUUUCGCCAUGUGUGUCUUUUCUAUUGGGACAUACGCCGUCAACAGUAUUAUUCUUGGCUGGGUAUCAGCAACUUGCUCUCAGACCAAGGAGAAGAAGGCGUCCUCGCUGGCCAUUGUAAACUGUAUCGCCGUUAGUUCCUUCAUUUGGACCCCGUAUAUGUGGCCCAAAAGUGACGAGCCUCGCUACACCAUGGCCAUGUCCACAAGCGCUGCCCUUAGUGUUGCGACAGCUGCUGGUGCGUGGGCGAUGCGAUUCUGGUUGAUGGCAGAGAACAAGAAGAUACGGCGCUCAGAGAAUGAGAAUGUGUUGUUCUACGCUUACUAG
Colletotrichum truncatum is the source of this 1113-nucleotide messenger RNA. Its product is annotated as major facilitator superfamily transporter. NCBI's taxonomy places the organism in Eukaryota, Fungi, Ascomycota, Sordariomycetes, Glomerellales, Glomerellaceae. Gene Ontology annotation, biological process: transmembrane transport. Gene Ontology annotation, cellular component: membrane. Gene Ontology annotation, molecular function: transmembrane transporter activity. The record is from RefSeq and is a predicted model, not a curated record.